CCUGUGUUCAUUGGAGUAGGCAGGCACGACGAGAAUGAAGUGCAAACCGCCGUCGAGUUACUUUUCCUUGACAUUUUGCUCUUUUUAAUAUAAAAUUAAACCUACUAAUCGACAGCUACCCAAGUAUUUAAUAAAUAAAGGUGAAAUGCAGGUCAAAUAACCUUGGUGAGCGCACCGGACUUCCGGGAGAACCGUAAAAACCGUCAGACUGCGACAUUUCCUCCAUAUGUUACCCUGAGGUUUCGACCCAGUGACCGGUAACCAAACGUAAAAUCAUCCACCAGAGGUCGGUUUGGGCAGAGGGUUGUCAAGUCAUUACACAAUACACAUCGUUUGAAAGCGGCUUUACAGAGAAUCAUGCUGUAAUGACUAAUGAUUUAAAUGUCUUAAAGUACCCAUUGAUCAGUUGUCCCUAUGGAGAGAUCCCUGUCCUGGGCCAGUAGUCCCCUUGAGGAAGGGCCUUACCAAGAACGUUGUGUUGACCCAGAGGAGAUUGAGAUCCAGCAUCUUGGAGGAUGCCACAAAGUCAAUCACAAAGAUGCAAAUGGAAACACUACGGGGCCAGAGACUGUAAAAUUUCUUCCCGUCAAAGAAGAGCCAGUGUCGGGGACCUGUACGUGUGGACCUUGCACAUCUGUGGCAGGAUGCAGGAAGCUCUUUUGUAGCGUCUUGACUUGUGGAUUGUACCGCGUAUGCCAGCGUUUGCCCUGUCUGGUUUCGAGUGACAGUUCACCUGUCAACGUACAAGUGGAGGAGUCUUUUAGAUCUCCAAAUGAUGAGAACGGAUUCUAUUCUGACAUCCGUAUUGGAGGUGUCAAGGUGGAUACAUCAGUCAUUGAAGACGAUGAAGAGCACCUCUCAUUUUCCACCUCUAAAAUCGCAAUGGACAGUCCUACCUACUUAAGUGGCUUACCAGAAGACCACUUUAUCGAUGACGACCUGACUAAAGAUGUGGAUAAACUCAUCACACGGAAGCUUAUGGAGGUCUUCUCGGAGUUUGAGAUCAACGAGUUGGCCAAAUGCACCUCAGACUCCAUGUUCCUCCGGCGUUCGCGAGAGAUCAGUCAGCUGAUCUCGGAUAUCGUACAGGAGCACAACAUGGAGGAGCAGGAGGCCAAGGGCAGGCUGGUGCGCGAAAUUAUUCGCAUCAGCACACGCAAGAGCAAGAAGAAGCCGCAGUUCAGGCCUCAGGAGCUGCAACGAGAUAGUGGUAAUGACACAUGGAACAGCAAGAGGAAUAGCCAGAAGAGCAGCUUCAAUUCCAUCAGCAAUGGGAAGCUGCAGAUUUCAAUGGAGAGGUCAGAUGACAUAGAAGCCAGGAAGUUACGCAACAACAGUAACCAGUCAUACUCUCCAAGUUUCCAGGAAACGGGUGUGCCAGUCACAUCUGACAUUCCUUUACUCAACAGUAUACGAACGUGAGAGUGUCCCCAUUAAACCAAUCACAGUUGACAUUUCCAAACCCUCUAUGAAGAAGAUGUCCUCUGUCUUGGUGUCAGUGGAUCAUUUUGAAGUAACCCUUAGUGGUUGAGAUCCCAUGGUCAGUCUUUGGGCUUUUUAAAAUGCAACUCAUGACUGGAUUGUAGUUAUCCCGUGCCAUUUGUAUUUCAACAUUGCUUUCCAUCAAGCAACUCAAUUUGCUUGAGUUGCUGAGAAUGAAGUUUGAAAUGGUCUUUAUAGCUAACAGAUGGAUACAUACUGUAGAACCAUGAUAGUCAUAAUAGACCAGAUUCUUUUCCUUUUAACUCUCUUUUCUCAGUUCUUUGAUGAAUAAAUGCUAACAUGAUGACUGUAUUCGGAAGAUGUUAAAGCUCAAGUCAAAUUCUGUGUAGUAGGAAGUUAUGUUAGACUAAAAUAAAUACUUUGAGCCAGAAUGAAUGUUGAUGCAUGCUGAAUGCAUAAAGAAUGUGAGGUGUUUAGAGAAGUGCCUGUCUCUAUGCUUAUUUAAAUGUACAUAAAAAGCUACAUGAACUCUUCACUUGCCAUAUGCAGAGUCUAGAGGAGUGUGGCAGACAAGCCUCUUGUUCAUUGGGAAAGGAGGAAGCAGAAACCGGGUUCACAAUUAACAAGACUUUAAUUAUAACAUAAACACUGAACUGGAACAUAACAACAGAUGGCAAUGACACAUACACAGAUCCAUGUGUGUCUAUCUCUCUCACUGGCAUCCCUGGCUCCUCUUAUCUCUCUUCCGCUUAUUGUGCACCCUCACGGCCCGGCCACGCAAAUUGCUUAUUUGUGUAAUUUAUUAAUUAAAUGUACACUUUAAUGUAAAUUUCACUUUUGCAAGACUAAUUUGUUAGUAAAAGCUUUAUGUAAAAUCUU
This is a messenger RNA of Xyrauchen texanus (razorback sucker), 2322 nucleotides long. RefSeq names its product keratinocyte differentiation factor 1-like. The coding region runs from base 415 to 1422 and encodes 335 amino acids. The transcript has 4 exons. Gene Ontology annotation, cellular component: cell junction. The record is from RefSeq and is a predicted model, not a curated record. NCBI's taxonomy places the organism in Eukaryota, Metazoa, Chordata, Actinopteri, Cypriniformes, Catostomidae. Gene Ontology annotation, biological process: keratinocyte development; regulation of epidermal cell division.